UCAAUUAAAUUGUGAUAAACGGGCGGCGAUAUCGCGAUGAUGACGUGGCGGUCUCCUGAGGCAGAUUCUUCGUGACACACUCGUUAAGAACGCGCGAACUGUUGCAACAGGAGAGAAGUAAUCCAUCCGGGGCAAACGCCACUGAGUGAACACGUCUAGAUAAUUUCUUUGUUCAGUGAAAUGUCCAGAUAAAAGUUUUCGGUCUUUCCGGAGGCAACUACAGUCUACAUCGUGUCCUGUUCACUGUUGGUGCGACGAUGGUGGUCAAAUCGCCUCUGUUCCGACCUCUUGGGAUCGCAGCUGGAGGACUGGGCCUUUUUCAGGCACUCAUAUGGGGCAUCCUCUCUCUUCUCGGAAUUCUUGCGUACACAGACGUGAUCCCAUUCCCACAGAUAAUAGUUCCAUCGAAAUACUUCGCACAAAUUUUGGUGAUGGUGUACUUCCAUCCUGACGGGGGCGUAAGCCCGGAUAUAAUGAAACCGGGGACAGUCGUCAUCUGGACGUCCGUCUACCUCGCCACGAGUGUAAUAUGGCUUCUGAUUUCUGGGCUCCUACUUCACGAUUUCUACGCCUCAAAGUUCACGUCCACAAUUUUAAUCGGGUGGGUAACAGUGACUUCUGCAGUAUCGGCGAUUGACUUCGCAGGCGCAGUGGCCUUCGGAGUGGAUUACAGCAACAUGCAGAGUCUUGUAGACAGCUAUCUCCCUCUGGCCAACUUGUCAACAAGUCUCCUGCUUGCACCAAUCUUACUGAUGACAAUGUGCGCUCGUGGCUUUGUCCUCUGGGUGAUCAACGUGAGUUUGGUGAUCUACCUGGCAGUGGCUGCAAGCAAAGUGGACAAGAAGAUUCCAGCAAGCCGUCCGUCCACAGCCACGGAGCAGGGCCCACACCCAGUGGACAUGUACAGCAGGGGGAGGCAGAACCCAGGAUUCCAACCGGACCCGAUAUCCGCGUGGGACGUCCAGUCUCCGGCAGUGGGCAAUCAGCAGCGAAAUCCUUGGGACUUCCCGGAAGACAACUCUCCCCACUUCGCUUCGGACACAUUGCGGUCCAACAAGAUGCUGCCUCGCAUCGGAAGACCCGUAAGCACUCCGGUGGUACCGGCGGACCCCCUGCCCAUACCACAACCAGACUACAGUCCCCCACCGGGACGCCCGACGAGGCACGAGCCCAACCCGUACGACUCCCCCCAGCGAUCGGCUCUCAAGAAAACAAACCAGCACGGACGCACAGUCUUCUAGCAAAAAUUAAAAUUUUACAGCGAGGGACAAAGUUCAUCUAAGCAGAGGAAUUAGGAAUGUGGCUCCUCCGUCUCUCUUUUCUGGCACUCCGCCCUCUGAACUUUGUCGUUCACAGAGCGAAUAUUUACAAGUAAAUUUUUACCAGUGGACGCAAAUCGUCAGAACACAAAAUUCUUAGGGCAUUUCCAUAAGCCACGGGUCUCGUAGGACUUUUCCGUAACUCGAAGACUCGUUUCGACAUGAAUGAUUUUUUAAGAAUCUAAGUGAGCGUACUUUAAAUUUUGAUGCGCGGAUAACAGGGAACCUCGUACUUAAGAAACUGAGGACGCCAAAUGAUCAGAACGACCUCGAGCCCGAGAAGAAAUUAUUAAAUAAAUUAAAGAAAUUUAAA
Zootermopsis nevadensis is the source of this 1632-nucleotide messenger RNA. RefSeq lists its product as uncharacterized. The record is from RefSeq and is a predicted model, not a curated record. NCBI's taxonomy places the organism in Eukaryota, Metazoa, Arthropoda, Insecta, Blattodea, Termopsidae.